GCGGCACGCCGCGGCCCGAGGGAGCUGCCGGAGCGCGGCGGGGAGGAUGGAGGACGAGGAGCUGGAGGAGGAGGAGAAGGAGGAGGACGAGGAGGAGGAAGAGGAGGACAAGGAGAAGGAGGCGGCAGAGGAGGAGGAGCAGGUGCCAGCUCCGUGCCCGCUGACGGAGGAGGUGCUAAAGCAGGGCCUCUCUCUCCUCUGUAAAACCACCAACGGCCUGGCUCACGCCUAUGUCAAAUUUGAAGCCAAAUCCAAGGACUUGACAGACAUCAGCCUCCUCGCAAGCUUUGUUCACCUGCGGUAUGUGGAUUUGUCGGAGAACAAGCUGCAGGAUUUGGCCCCCCUGAGCAGCCUAACCCACCUGCUCUGGCUGAAGGUGGAUGGGAACCUGCUGAGCAGUGCCUGCAUCGAGGAGCUGCCCUACCUUCAGGUCAUCAGCUUUGCUCGCAACCGCAUCAAGGACAUGGAGGGCAUUACUCAUCCCCGCUUAGCCAACCUCAGCAUGAAAGAAAAUAAGAUCCAGACAGCACUGGGCCUGAGUCAUGACCAAUUGUUCAGCCUACAAAUCCUGGAGCUGCGAGGAAACAAGCUGAAGAGCACAGCAGGGCUCAAUCUUCCCAAGCUCAAGACCCUCUAUCUGUCCCAGAACACCAUUUCGAGCCUUGAAGACAUUGAGGGGCUGGAGCAGCUGGCAACUCUGCACCUGCGUGACAACCAGCUCGGGACCCUGGAUGGAUUCUCUAGUAGUAUGAAGUGCCUGCAGUACCUCAACCUACGGAACAAUGGGAUCAGUAGCUUUCAGGAGGUGGCAAAACUGCAGGUCCUGCCCAUGCUGCAGGCACUGGUGCUGUUGGACAAUCCAUGCUCUGAGGAGACUGAUUACCGGCUGGAGGUCCUGGCCCUGCUGCCACACCUGCAGCGCCUGGACAAGGAGGUGGUUGAGCAAGAGGAGCGGGCAGAGGCGAACGAAAUCCGUCAGAGAAGGCAGGAAGAAGAAAAGGAAAUGGAGAGAUCAGGGCAGGGUGAUGCGACUGAGUGACCCUGGUUUUAACACCUGUACCCAGAGCCAGACUAGGUUUGGAGAUGCCUUCCCCCACUCGUGCAGCUGUAGUGACCAGACCCACCUUCACCUCAGUUUGCCCCCUCUGGUCCUGGAAGCUGCCUUGAGGUACUGCAGUGGGCUUUUGCAGUCACCGCACUCAUGUGCCUUCUCCUCAGUAGGCCCAAGAGGGAAAAGGGGAAAGUUACAGGUUCUGUGGUUCAACUUACGGCUCCCAAAAAUCCUACAACAUUUUCUGAUUUGAAUAAAAAUAAUUAAUGAGCCUGGA
Strigops habroptila (Kakapo) is the source of this 1328-nucleotide messenger RNA. RefSeq names its product leucine rich repeat containing 23 (gene LRRC23). Bases 47 to 1039 code for a protein of 330 amino acids. The transcript has 7 exons. Lineage: Eukaryota; Metazoa; Chordata; Aves; Psittaciformes; Psittacidae. Gene Ontology annotation, molecular function: protein binding. The record is from RefSeq and is a predicted model, not a curated record.